Messenger RNA from Urocitellus parryii (Arctic ground squirrel), 2387 nucleotides. RefSeq names its product phosphoglucomutase 3 (gene Pgm3). Lineage: Eukaryota; Metazoa; Chordata; Mammalia; Rodentia; Sciuridae. Gene Ontology annotation, biological process: UDP-N-acetylglucosamine biosynthetic process; hemopoiesis; carbohydrate metabolic process. The record is from RefSeq and is a predicted model, not a curated record. Gene Ontology annotation, molecular function: phosphoacetylglucosamine mutase activity; magnesium ion binding.
CUUCUGCCUCAGCCUACUAAGUAACUGGAAUUACAGACAUGGAUUUAAGUGCUAUUACAAAACACUCAGCGUUACAUGCCAAGCCCAGUGGACUCCUCCUUCAAUAUGGGACUGCUGGAUUUCGAAUGAAGGCAGAACAUCUUGAUCAUAUCAUGUUUCGCAUGGGAUUAUUAGCUGUCCUGAGGUCAAAACAGACAAAAUCCACGAUAGGAGUCAUGGUGACAGCAUCACACAAUCCUGAGGAAGACAAUGGUGUGAAAUUGGUGGAUCCUUUGGGUGAAAUGUUGGCGCCAUCCUGGGAGGAACAUGCUACUUAUUUGGCAAAUGCAGAGGAAGAAGAUAUGCAGAGAGUGCUUAUUGAUAUCAGUGAGAAAGAAGCUGUGGAUCUGCAACAAGAUGCUUUCGUAGUUAUUGGUAGAGAUACCAGGCCCAGCAGUGAGAAAUUUUCACAAUCUGUGAUAGAUGGCGUGACUGUUCUAGGAGGUCAAGUCCAUGAUUAUGGAUUGUUAACAACACCCCAGCUGCACUACAUGGUAUGUUGUCGAAAUACCAGUGGCCAGUAUGGAAUGGCAACCAUAGAAGGUUACUACCAGAAACUCUCCAGGGCUUUUGUGGAACUUACCAAACAGGCUUCCUGCAGUGGAGAUGAAUAUAGAUCACUGAAGGUUGACUGUGCAAAUGGCAUAGGGGCUUUGAAACUGAAAGAAAUGGAACACUACUUCUCACAGGGACUGUCAGUUCAACUCUGUAAUGAUGGGACCAAAGGGAAGCUCAAUCAUUUAUGUGGGGCUGACUUUGUAAAAAGUCAUCAGAAACCUCCACAAGGAAUGGAAAUAAAGUUCAAUGAAAGAUGCUGUUCCUUUGAUGGAGAUGCAGACAGAAUUGUGUAUUACUACUGUGAUGCUGAUGGUCAUUUUCAUCUCAUGGAUGGAGACAAGAUAGCAACAUUAAUUAGCAGCUUCCUUAAAGAGCUCCUGUUGGAGGUUGGAGAAAAUUUGAAUGUUGGGGUUGUACAAACUGCAUACGCAAAUGGAAGUUCAACACGCUAUCUUGAAGAAGUUAUGAAGGUACCUGUUUACUGCACUAAAACCGGUGUAAAACAUUUGCACCACAAGGCUCAAGAGUUUGACAUUGGAGUUUAUUUUGAAGCAAAUGGGCAUGGAACAGCGCUGUUUAGUAAAGCUGUUGAAGACAAGAUAAACCAACUCGCAAGAGAAUUAGAAGAUAAGAAAGGAAAAGCUGCUAAGAUUCUUAGAAAUAUCAUUGACUUGUUUAACCAGGCAGCUGGUGAUGCUAUUGCUGACAUGCUGGUGAUUGAGGCAAUCCUGGCUUUAAAGAACCUGACUAUACAACAGUGGGAUGCUCUUUAUACUGACCUUCCGAAUAGACAACUCAAAGUUAAGGUUGCUGACAGGAAAGUUAUUAGCACCACAGAUGCUGAAAGACAAGCAGUUACACCACCUGGACUACAGGAGGCAAUUAAUGACCUGGUAAAGAAGUACAGGCUCUCCAGAGCGUUUGUCCGGCCCUCUGGUACAGAAGAUGUCAUCCGAGUGUAUGCAGAAGCAGAUUCACAAGGUCUCACUGAAGCUGGCCUCAAACUUGCCAUCCUCCUGCCUCAGCCUCCCAAGUAGCUGGGAUUACAGACAUGUGCCCAGUUUAGAUUAUUCCUUUGUUCUCUUAAAAACAUAAUCCUGUGAUUUUUAAACUGCCAGCUUUGUAGCCUAUUUCUAAACCAAUUGGUACUAAUCAUCAUGAGUUCUUAACUUGCUUUUUAAAUGUUUGCAUUAAAUAACAGCCUUACUCUUCGCCUCUGCUAUUUCUAGAUGGGGUCAAGUCCUGAGGUCUGGAAUUACACAAUUUGCCUUCUUCACAUACACCAUAUUGUCUGUCACCUCAAGCCCUUGAUAAAAGUGUCUGCAUAACCACGCAAAGUACACUGGUUGAAGAGGGUCUCAGAUGGAGGCAUUUCCAGUUAACUUAUAUAAGACCUGUAUUAUUAUUUUUUAAACAGAAGCAUAGGCCAGCUUGGAAUACAGUGAGAAUAGCCUUUAUGGGUGAAGGAAAGGGUAGCUGAGUUGCAAGAGUUAUUUCUCUUAGGCCAACUAUGGCCUUCUUACCUGUUAAAGGGACUAGGUUUUAUUGAAUUUAUUAAGUUUUGGAAUAACUAAUUUUAUAACCUGAAUUGAUUAACUGAAAACUUACCUUAUAUAGAAGACUUUGACUUGCUUUCCAUUUAUCUAAAUGCCUUGGAAUUUGUUACUGAAAGAUGAAAAAAGAAGUUUUCAUUUGAAUAUGCUAGUGAAACAAAAUCAGGAAAUACCCUCCCCUAGAAUGCAACUAAAAUAUAGCAGAUGCCAUGUCUUUCUCAUCUCCCUUUAUGUAAU